Messenger RNA from Lachancea nothofagi CBS 11611, 1956 nucleotides. NCBI's taxonomy places the organism in Eukaryota, Fungi, Ascomycota, Saccharomycetes, Saccharomycetales, Saccharomycetaceae. The record is from the annotation of a GenBank genome assembly.
AUGAGCUGUCGCGUCGAUCUAAUCAAGCGCUCGCUCAAAAUGAGCACGAAGACCCGGUUCUACACCACCAAGUCGCCCAGAAACUUGGUUUCCACCACACGUGACACAACCUUCUCCCACUCCGUGGACAGCGACGACCCACACACGCAAGUCAAGCCGGUCGGGCCGCAGGCCAAAGCCAUGUUGGAAGACCCCGUUCCCCGCCAGACCCGUCUAUUCGUCGAGGGCCCCAUCGAGUGUCCUCUAGAAGGCUUUCAGCUGCUAAACUCGCCGCUUUUCAACAAGGGUUCUGCGUUCACCCAAGAGGAAAGACAAGCUUUCGGUCUUGAGGCAUUGCUGCCACCCAUGGUCAACACCUUGGACGAGCAAGCUGAGAGAGCUUACAAACAGUUGUGCUACCUCAAGACACCUUUAGCCAAAAACGAUUUCAUGACCUCCAUGCGCACUCAGAACAAGGUCCUUUUCUUCGAAUUGGUGAGACGCCAUAUCCGUGAAUUGGUGCCUAUCAUCUACACUCCUACCGAGGGUGAUGCCAUCGCCGCCUAUUCGCAUCGUUUCCGUAGACCCGAAGGUGUUUUCCUUGAUAUUACGGAGCCCGACUCCAUCGAGCGGCGUCUCGAGUCCUACGGUACCGGUAAAGAUGUUGAUUACAUAGUUGUCAGUGAUUCUGAAGGUAUUCUUGGGAUUGGUGAUCAAGGUAUUGGUGGUAUUAGAAUCGCCAUCUCGAAGCUGGCUUUAAUGACCCUUUGUGCUGGUAUUCAUCCUGGCCGCGUGCUUCCCGUGUGUCUGGACGUGGGUACCAAUAAUAAGAAACUAGCCCGUGAUGAACUGUAUAUGGGUAACCGCUUUGCCAGAGUUCGCGGUAAACAAUAUGACGAAUUUGUUGAUAAGUUCAUCAAAGCCUUAAAGAAAAGAUUCCCCUCCGCCGUGCUACACUUUGAGGAUUUCGGUGUUACUACAGCUAGACCUUUGCUGGAUCGUUACAGAAACGAGAUUGCUUGCUUCAAUGAUGACAUUCAGGGUACCGGCGCUGUGGUGAUGGCUUCUUUCUUGGCAGCCUUGAAGCACACAAAGAGAGAACUUGCGGACGUCAAGGUUCUAGUCUACGGUGCUGGCUCAGCCGGUUUGGGUAUCGCCGAUCAAAUCACAAAUCACAUGGUGACCUACGGCUUAUCCAAGGAAGAAGCGCGCUCCAAGAUCUAUUUGAUGGACAAACGUGGUCUAAUCAUGGACUCGAUGAAUUCGACCUCUUCUCCAGCGCAAAGUCUCUACUCCAAGCCAGAUCAAGAUUGGUCUAGCGUUAACACCUCCUCUCUGUUAGAGGUAAUUACCCAGGUGAAACCAACGUGCUUGAUCGGUUGUUCCACUCAAGCCGGUGCCUUCAACAAGGCUGUCGUUCAAGAAAUGCAUAAGCACAACCCAAGACCAAUUAUUUUCCCGCUUUCCAACCCAACAAGGUUGCAUGAAGCCGUGCCCGAAGAUUUGAUGAAGUGGACUAAUUUUGAAGCUCUUGUCGCCACGGGUUCUCCAUUCCCACCAGUCAACGGAUACCGUAUCUCAGAAAAUAACAAUUGCUUUUCCUUCCCAGGUAUAGGAUUGGGUGCGGUCUUGGCUCGUGCCAAUUCCAUCACUGACACCAUGAUUUCUGCUGCUGUGGAUCAAUUAGCCGCUUUGUCGCCCAUGACCGAAUCAGAUUCCAAACCCGGCUUACUUCCUCCUUUGGAGGUCAUCAAUGACACAUCUGCAAAGGUUGCUACCGCUGUUAUCCUACAAGCUCUAGAAGAGGGCAAUGCCCGCGUGGAGGAGGAGAACGUCCCUGGUAAAACCGAAAAGGUAAAAGUACCUCGCGAUUUUGAUGCUUGUCUAAAAUGGGUUAGCAAACAAAUGUGGAAACCGGAGUAUAGACCAAUGCUAAAGGUACAGCAUGACCCUAAAGUCUUCACUCAUCAAUACUGA